GUGGGCAAAGUGAUGAGGCUGCGUCAUUUUGUAUGAUUGGUACACGGAAGCAAAAGAUGAAGCCUUACGAAUAGCAUCAGAUAUAGAAUAUACGCAUGUCUAAAUCUCCGAGCAAGUUUUUCUACAGUCAGGUUUUAUCGAGAAAAUGGACUUGUUCAAAGACAGGAUUGAGCGACGGUCGCGUCAUACAUUCCAGGCCGAUGCACGAGAGAGCAAACUAGAAGCUAUUCGGUUGUGCAAAUCAAGCCAUGAUAUUGCCGAUAUCACCAGUCAAAUAGUAAAUGCGUCACAGAUAGAGCUAUGGAAAAGGAUUGCAUGCCAGCACUCGCAGCUGUUCAUCAUUCGACAGAGGAAUACCUGGGCUAGAUUAGGCAUAUCCAAAGAACUCUUCCAGAAAUUUCUCGAUACAUACUUCGUCUUCCCGGAUAUAUGGAAGUCCAUCUUUGCUCUUGGAUUUAAGCUUCAAGAGAAUGAAUUUAUGUUUCCUGGUCCUUGCUCCAAACAUUCCACUACAAACCAAGGCGAGAAAUAUGGUAUGUUAUGUCUACCAGAUUGUUGCUAUGAGAUUGACAGAUUAGAAAUAUCGUAUAUACUCCGUCGUGUCGAACUGAAUGGACGCAAAUGUGGACCGGGAGAAUCACCGUGGUCGAUCCGUCAAACGGCCGUCUAUCAUCAACUGGGCCCAAGGGACGAUGGAGAACAAUACAGAUCCGUCUAUCUUCUUAUUUCCCCGUCGCCUGACUUUAGGAACGGACUAUCGCAUACAAUGAAUACUGCUGCUACAGAAGAGCUGAAUCCUUGGAUGGUUCACGGGUUACUGGUUGCAGACAGCGGAAGAGGAUGGACAGAGUAUCUAUCUUGGAUAGAAGAUCAACUACAAGAAAGAGCCCAACCUAUCCUUCUAGCAACAGUGGGUGAUAAGAACGACGUCAACUUAACCAAUUACAAGUUCCGUUUCGAUGACAUACAGGAUCUGAAACAUCUGGAGAACUCCAUAUCGAGUCUGCAAGUCAUUCUUCCGACGAUGCUGGAGAAUAUUACACGUGUCCGAGAGAUUUGCCACCGAUAUUGCUCUCGAGUAUGCAGCCUCGCCCCACCAUGUGAUUGUGGUAAUUUACUGGAGGAAUUCGAUGAUAAUAUUGAUGAUACGAAGAGAAAUAUUCAACGAGUACAAGUGCUGAAAGAGAGAAUGGAGUCUACUACUCGACUUUUGACCGAUUUAUUAUCCUACGAAGAGGCCAACGCAAUGAAAGGCCUCGCGGAAGAGUCCCAAGAAGAGGGCAAGGUUAUGUCUUUACUUGCAUUUCAAAGCACCAAAGAUGCAGCCGCAGUCAAAGUCUUGACGGUGAUCAGUUUGAUCUACCUCCCUACCACCAUCGUCGCCAAUUUCUUCUCUACGGAAUUCGUUUCGGGCAGCAACGGAAGCAUGCAAAUCUCACCCCAGGUUUGGAUUCUGGCUGCGGUGUCUGUCCCUCUGACUAUCAUCACGGUGGCUCUAUGGUGGCUGUGCGUGCGGUUUGCCUCGCCACUUCAUCAACGAUAUCGGAGUGAUUCUCUCGUGGGGGGCAGGGAUAGGAGGAACAUGUGGAGGAUGAUGUCACCGAGGGGCAUCGAGGACAUAGAGCAGGGAUUCCCGCGAGAAAUCGCAGAAGGCUCACCGCGAAGAACAGCUGGCCGGGUGUCCCAGGAAAAGAUCGAGUAAGGCGCUAGACAAGGGUGACAUCGCCGAUUAGGUGUCCGAGCCAGACAAACAAACUCGAUAUCAGAUCCGGAACGUACGGAGGGGGACGGGCAGGGACGAAUGAUGGAAGGCGUUUUAACCUGAGUGUGCCCGGAUAUUAUUGCGAGAUUCAGCGAUUGUUCUAUUGCACCUUCCUCUUCUGAAACAAGCUAAAGAUGACCAAUUCACCCUCUGAGUGAAGCCUUGUCGCCGCAGCCUCCUUAGCCGCUGGGACACCACUAACCUGGCCGUCGACAAACUAAUCACGCAUUAAACUGCCUAGGAUGAGGGGUCAUCUGGGGCAAGUGCUCGCAGAUCAAUACACCACACAGCCAGUAUUAUCGUCCGUAAAAAAAAAA
This is a messenger RNA of Aspergillus wentii DTO 134E9, 2079 nucleotides long. RefSeq lists its product as uncharacterized. Bases 146 to 1702 code for a protein of 518 amino acids. Lineage: Eukaryota; Fungi; Ascomycota; Eurotiomycetes; Eurotiales; Aspergillaceae. The transcript has 6 exons. The record is from RefSeq and is a predicted model, not a curated record.